This is a messenger RNA of Didymodactylos carnosus, 1890 nucleotides long. Lineage: Eukaryota; Metazoa; Rotifera; Eurotatoria; Philodinida; Philodinidae. The record is from the annotation of a GenBank genome assembly.
AUGCGCUCAUUUCGACUUCUACUCACUCGAUCCUAUGCCACAAAUGUGAACAACAAAAAUUCGAAUAGAAAUAGACCUGUGACUUUAGUGCGUUCAUUUGAAUCAACUGUUGAUUAUCGGCGACAACAAGCUCGACGAACCGUUCUUGUGCUGCUUGGACGUAGUCAGUGUGAAACAGAUGUAUACAAAAUGUGCUCUCGGAUAGGACAAAUAUCAAAUAUGACAUUGUAUACAGCAAAUAAAAAAGAAUGUGCUCUGCUCGAAUUUACUAAUGAAGAAAGUGUAAAAACUCUUUUAAAACAGAGUACUCAUUUUACGAACGAAAAUCGACUACCUUGUGUAUCGAGAAAUCUUUAUUUUGUUUCUCAUUAUUCAUCUGCGAAAUUUAAAAAUUUACCUAUCGGAAGGGAAAUUCAACAAUCAGAUGAUAUUGCUAUUGAUCAAUCAUUAGGAGAUAUACGUAAUGUAAGUGAUCAAAUAAGAUACUUUUGGCAGAAAACAAAAUUAACAGAAAUUGAUAUUAGACUGAGAUAUUUUGUGGCAUCACUUGUCGAAGAGGCGUUUAGUAGUAUAUUUGUUAACACAGUUUGUUUUCCAUUUGGCUCAUCUGUAAGUUCACUAGGCCGAUCAAAUUGUGAUUUGGAUAUGGUGAUUUGUCUCGAAGAUUUUAGAACUGUAAAUUUACAAUUACAACGUGAGGAAGAACAAACGCAAACUCAACAACUAAGGUUUUUAACAAAACGAAGUUAUUUGAAUGAUCGAUUUCAAGCACAAGCUUAUCUAAAGAUUCUUGCUGAAACAUUAAAACAUUUUAUGGCUGAAUGUAUAAAUGUGCAAAUGAUUUUACCGGCUCGUGUUCCGAUUGUUCGAUUUUAUCAUCGUCUAUCCGGUUUACAUUGUGAUGUAUCGAUGAGUGAAUUCAAAUCAUCUUAUUUUAUGACAAAAUUAUUGUGGAGUUUAAGUACAAUUGAUAGUCGUAUAGCACCUUUAGUCUUUUCUAUUCGUCGUUGGGCUAAAGAAUCAUCUAUUACUCAAAGCACGCCAGGUCCAUGGUUUUCAAAUUUCCAAAUCACUUUAUUAGUUUUGUAUUAUUUACAAAGUGUGAAAAUUAUACCAAAAUUAAAGUAUAACAACAAUCAUCCAGCGCAUGAUAGUGAUGAAGUUGGUAACGAUCAGAUUCUACUGGACGAAUUAGACAAUAUUCAUCGUACAAAAAUGAAUACAUCAAAUAAUAGUUCGUUAGCGAUGUUAUUAAGUGGUUUUUUUAAAUUUUAUUCUAAAUACAAUUUUGAAUCCGAAUUAAUUACGUUAUUAAAUCGGGAAAAUUUAACAAAACAAUCAUUGCUAUUAAAUCAGAAUAAUUAUCCACAUUUAACUGAACAAUCAUCACUAUUCAAAAGCAAAACUAGUGCUAAUCUUGAUAAAGAAUGGCCAAUAUUUAUUGAAAAUCCACUUGUACCAUAUCUGAAUGCCAGUAAAAAUUUAAUAUUAUCUGAAGGUGAACGUUUUCGUCAGGCAUGUACAAAAGCGUAUGAUAUUCUAAAUUCUCAAGAUUCAGAUAAUACACUGUUAUCUUUGUUUACACAAUGUAAACAAUCGUUACCAGAUGAUUUAAUAGCAAAAGCGUAUCCACCACCACUUUCAAUUUUGCCUGAUUUAGAAACAGAUUUAGAUAUUAGUGAUAGUCAAAAUAGUGUAAUGACAAUGGUAAGUGAUAAUGGUGUCAUAGUACAACAAAAUCAGCAAUUAUUAUCAUCAUUAAAAAGUGAAACAAGAGUGAUAUUCAAUGAAAAGGAAUUAGUUCAUGAUGAAUCAAAUGAGACAAUUGAUUCGUUUAUUGAUAAUUUAACAUACGAUAAACGUUUAAUUCAAAAAAAAACAACGACAUAG